This is a messenger RNA of Funneliformis geosporum, 500 nucleotides long. NCBI's taxonomy places the organism in Eukaryota, Fungi, Glomeromycota, Glomeromycetes, Glomerales, Glomeraceae. The record is from the annotation of a GenBank genome assembly.
AAGAUUUUCAAGCCGACCCAAAAGGUGAUUUUUUACAUGAAGCCAUUAAUCAACUUUGUGCUAAGUAUACAACGGAAGUUGAAAGUGAAAAAAGAGAAGCAAUUAACGAAAAAAUUAAAGAACUAGAAGCCAUUCAAUUAAGUUUAGAUGGCUCCCGCCAGCCCGAAGAAAACGUUCCGCCUGCUCCCCGUGUAGAGGUUUGGGAUAAAGAGCAUAACGUUUUUUAUGAAUAUGAUUCUUUACAGACCACGGAAGGAGCAGUUUCGCCAAGCAGCCAAAAUUUAAUUAAUAGAAUAGCAGCAGACCAAAGAUUAGGACCAGUAACAAGUGAACGCCGUCCGGCUCCUUACCAAGGAAAUGGAAUUGAUUGUGGAGUUUAUACUUGGGCUAUUGCUAAUCAUUUAAAGGAUAAAAUUAAUGCUCAUGACGACCAUAUUUUUGAACUCAAUGAAGCAGAGAAAGAAUUAAUAAGAGGACAAAUUAAUAAUUAUCGCGAAUGA